Messenger RNA from Lonchura striata (white-rumped munia), 11144 nucleotides. RefSeq names its product ferric chelate reductase 1 like (gene FRRS1L). The record is from RefSeq and is a predicted model, not a curated record. Gene Ontology annotation, biological process: regulation of postsynaptic membrane neurotransmitter receptor levels; regulation of glutamate receptor signaling pathway. Lineage: Eukaryota; Metazoa; Chordata; Aves; Passeriformes; Estrildidae.
CCGCCUCCCCGCCCCGCCGCCGCCGCCAUGGCGGAGCGGAGCCGCGGCGCUCGGCGGCGGCUGCCGCUGCUGCUGCUGCUGCUCCUGGCCGGCUCCGCCGCCAGCCCGGCGGAGGAGGGCGGCGGGCGGCGGGAGGCGGGCGGCGGGGAGCACGGCGAGGAGGCGGCGCGGCACCACGACUCCUCGUACGGCACCUUCGCCAGCGAGUUCUACGACCUGCGCUACCUCUCCGAGGAGGGUUACCCUUUCCCUACUGCUCCUCCUGUGGACCCAUUUGCAAAAAUCAGAGUGGAUGACUGUGGAAAAACCAAGGGAUGCUUCAGGUAUGGUAAACCUGGAUGCAAUGCAGAGACUUGUGACUACUUUCUAAGUUACCGUAGAAUAGGUGCUGAUGUUGAAUUUGAGUUGAGUGCCGACACAGAUGGCUGGGUGGCAGUGGGAUUUUCCUCAGACAAGAAAAUGGGAGGAGAUGAUGUUAUGGCUUGUGUUCAUGAUGAUAACGGAAGAGUUCGAAUACAGCACUUCUAUAAUGUUGGGCAGUGGGCUAAAGAAAUCCAGAGAAAUCCUGCUAGAGAUGAGGAAGGGGUUUUUGAAAACAAUCGUGUAACGUGUCGAUUCAAGCGUCCAGUCUAUGUUCCCCGAGAAGAAACCAUCGUAGAUUUGCACUUGAGUUGGUACUACCUGUUUGCUUGGGGUCCAGCAAUCCAGGGUUCUAUAACUCGUCAUGAUAUCGACUCUCCACCUGUGUCAGAGCGUGUUGUCAGUAUUUACAAGUAUGAAGAUAUUUUCAUGCCAUCAGCUGCCUAUCAGACCUUCUCUUCUCCAUUCUGCUUGCUCCUCAUUGUUGCACUGACCUUCUAUUUAUUGAUGGGAACCCCAUGACCAAUGGAAAAUAGCAAGAAUUUGGCAGUGGAAGUUUCUCAGGAUGGACGGCAAUAUGGAUAGACAAUGCAUUUUUCUUUUGGAAUUUAUAUCACAUCACCAUCCUCAUCUAGCUGCUUUUGAACAUAGCUUCUCAGACGAGUGAAAUAACCAUCUUCCUUGAGUGGCAGAGUGGUGACAAAUCAUUUAAGAAAAUCAGUGAACACAUAGGAGAAUAUUUUCAGUGUUGUGAUUACUUGCUUGAGAAAAAAUGAGACUUUUGUAAAAUCUAUGUCUGUCUGUGUGUGCGUGUGUGUGUGCGUGUGUGUGUGUGUUUGGGAGGGAUGCCUGUAUGUGUGUUUAGGUGAAUUUAGUGAUGGACAUCUUAUCAAAUAACAAACUUGCCCUCCAUAUUGCUACAAAAAAGCAAAUUUGGGAAAACACUGCAAAGCUGUUUGGUACUUCUAGAGUGGAGGGCACAUCUCCAAGUGCAGUUUCUAAUCUUAAGAUCUGGAAACCAGCAGAGCAGGAUAAAACCUGUCCUUCAGUAGUGGAUAGUUCUCCCAAUUUCUUUUUUUUUUUUUUUUAAUAUUUAUCAAAGUGUACUUGCUCUAGUACUUUCCAAAACUAAAUUUGCAUAUUCAAGCAUUAGCAUGAUUUUUUUUUUCAACAGAAGGAGGUGAUGAAUAUCUUUAUUAUGUUUCAAUAGCCUUUUUGAAAGAAAUACCUACCUCUUUAAAGAGUGAGGUAUAAAGUUAUUUAAACAAGGGGAAGGGAGAAUACAGCAAUAUAAAUUCUCCAUACAUAGGAAAACCGUGUGUAAAACAUGCAGAACAUUAAAGUUCCCAAUAAGCCAUAGGAUGUCCUCCUAAGAGAUUAAAUCAAUUUUUCUCUUUUUAAGGAAAAAAAAUUGCUGUCAUGUAAAUAUAUUUUUACGUAAUUGUGCAGUAGUAUGAAGUAAUCUCUUCUUCUGUGUUGUAUGCCACUAAAUCCUGUUCAUGUUAAGGGUGACUAUGGGCAGCUGGUGUUAUCUUACAAAGACAUAUAAAUGAGAUUACUUGUAAGGAAAGACAGGGAUUAAUAAGAACAGCAGUAUCUUCAGUAUCUUUUGUUCAUCAAAUCACUGCUAAAAUAUAGGUAUUGUAAAAAAAGAUGAACUAAAAAAUAAAUACAUUUGCUGUUUUUAUCACCAAUAAAUAGUACAAGAAGAAUGCUAAAUAUUACAGAGAUGAAAAGUCAAAAUGCAUUUCUGAGCCAGAGACUAUAAUAAAAACUUGGAGUGAAGAAUUUCUGUUCUUCACAUAACAGGAAGUGUAUGACGUGUUUACAUGUAGCAGUCAAAUGUAUUUAGGUAAGGUUACUCAUUCACUUUCCAACUUAUACUAAAAUUCUACUUAAGUAGAAUUAAAAUAUAAGGAGUGCCAAAGUUUUAUCUAAUGUGAUACACUUGAGGACUUCCUAGCAUAGAAUCUGGUAAAGUAUAUGUAAUGUAACUUCUUUCUAUUCUCAUUGCUGCAUGGAGUAUAAAAUGAUUAAUUAGCCUGGUUGGGUUUGCAUCAUUAUUCACAGAUUGAUGUCUGUAGACUUAAGUUUUUUUAGACUUAGAAUUCUUCAAACUUAUGCUUAAGGUAUAUUAAUUAGAUUGAAGAUGAACUUAUCUUCAUACAAACACUUUAUCCCUAUUUCAAAAAAAUUGAUUAAUAUUUUAUAUUUUCACUGAUGUCUUUAAGGAUUUGUUCACUUAAAAUUACUGGACUAGAGUUCAGGAAAGGGAAGAGAAAUUCAUAAGUGAACUUCUAAAGUGCAUACAGAAGCUUUAUUUAGUGUAAAUUACUUCUCUCAGGUUGGUUAACUUACUCAUCAUCUGAUCAAGUAGAGACCACCUAAUAAGGUCUGCUUUGGCCCACAACAGCUGUGUAAUUUAGCCUUAAGUUUGGCUGGAGCAGAUAAGAAGAAGCCUGGAUAAUGAGCUUUACAUUCAGCAAACAGGUGAAGUGAAGAAAUCAUUAGGGUAAAUUCUUUCAGGCAGCUGAGAUAUUGCAGUUCUUUCUCAAAGCCUGAGGGUUGCUUUAGUUUAUGGCUUGGUUUUUACUGUUUCAGCCAUUUACUUAUUACCCACUAAAGGGCUAAUAUAAUUAUUUAAAGGUACUGAACUUGCCAGUUUGGCUUCUCUUUUCUUCUUUAAUAGAGCUCUGGAUUUAGGAUAGGCUGGUUGGACCUGAGCAUGCAGGUAUGUUAUAGAUGACAAUAAUAAUAUCAAGGUAAAAUUGUGUGACAACUGUCAAUCUGCUUUCAAUGUAUAAGGAGUCAGAUGUGGUUAAAGUUCAGGAUUUGAAGCAAGAGCAAAGUAUUUUACAUUAUUUUUUAUUACUUUGUCAGAUUACUUGUCAGUGUGCUGUGUUUUUGUUGUAUUUUUCUCUUGUUGAAGUACUAGCAGAAAUGUGCACUUCUAAAAAAUCUUUCAACUAAGCUUCACAGUACUUAAUUAGCCUAAUAAAGUGUUUCUAAUCAAAGGGAUGACAUAAAAGGCCACAAGAAGCAGCAAAACAACCUAUUAUCUGGCAUCGAAAUGGAUGGUUGAGUUUAGCUCUGAGUUUAUCUAAGAGUUCCUCUUCACAGUGGGAAAGUCAGGACUGUGGAAUUCAAGUUGACAAACAAUGAAGGUAUGAGUAUCUAGAAGUUGGUAUUUGGGAUGAAAUCUGAGGAGAGAAAGGUUACAAGGGAAACAUGGUAUGUAAGUUUGUACAAUACUUGGUAAGUCUUAAUAUUUGAGUGGGCAUAGUAACUUCUCAUGGAGACUAUUUUUGUUUUCACAUGUUGUCUUCUUGUUUUUCUUUUUAAUACUGAAAAGCAAGAUUUAUCCCUGUUACACAAAGUUACUAUAAAGUAACAGACUUCAAAGUAAUUUUUGAUUAUGGCAUUUCAAAUAUUUUUUGUUUAUUAUUUUUUCUAACUGACUGGUACUAACACAAACUAGAAGAAAAGGUGUGCUUUGGAAAAGGAGGCAGAUAUUUCCCUCUCCAAGUAAUUUUUUGUUUCUGUAGUGUGAUUACUACCAAACAACUAUUAAGGAACACAUUUCCUAAGUGCUUUAAUUUUAAGAAUUUCUUUCUGUACAAUGACUUCAUAGAGAGGCAUUGAGUUUAAAGAGGGCAUAUUUAGAAUAUUGUGUAUGGAAAUUUGACUGUGGUUACUAAUUAGAAAGGAUUUUUUUUUUUUAAUUUUUUUUUUCCUAUUACUGGUAUCAAAUAACUGGGUUAUUUUAGGUAGAGGUGAGAUGCUAAUUUGUUUCCCCCCUCAAAAAAAACCCAAAACCACCUGAUUUGGUUAUGUCAUUGGAUAACUGGUGAUAAUGCCUUCUAUUAUUACAAGUGAAGUAUUCUGUUUUUGAAAGAGAACAUAUUGUUGAGAAAAGUUUGAACUCCCUCUGUGGCCUUCUUUGUCUUGAUGGGUUUUGCACUACUUGGAUAGUAAGAAAAUAACACUUGUGGACUCCCUAAUUUGAAGAAACCCCCAGUUUGGCUUAAAUGAUGUUAAAGCUGUGUUUGGCACUGACUUUCCCAAUCUUCAGUACAGGGAUUGAAGAAUGACUGGGGUGUGGCGUACAUCAGCAUGGCAUCCAGGCAGUGGUCUUGAAGCUCACUUGGGGCACCAUAUCCUGGGUCUGAACCAACAAAAGAGCCCUGUAACUGCCUCUGUGUACUAAACAGCUGCACAGUUAUUUCUUAGUUACUGCUAUAACUAAUACAACUGCUAUAAGUUUAAGGGAAGACACAGGUCUUCCUUUUCUUUUUUUUUUUCCUUCUCCUUUCUCAUCCCUCCAAUGCAUGAGACAUUUGUAAAAAAGAAAAUUAUUCCUGUUUUAAAGGGUAGCUCCUCUGUCUGGUCUUUCAGGUAUUUUCUGUGUCUGUUGGAAAUUCGCACUCUUCAGUACUCCAGAGGCAGAAUUAAAGUUUAUAUGCAAGUUAUAUAACUUUAAUAGCAUUUAAAUGGCAUUUUGUGACUCUGUGGUUUCAUUGAUUUGGCACACUUGGUGUAGCAGGUGUACUUCUCCCCACCCUCCUUUUGUUUUAGCAGCUCCAAAUAAUUUCCCCAAUGUAAAGUAUUUGAUAAUAGACAUAACAAGAAGGAAAUAUGUAUUUCAGAGAAUUACAAAAGGCCUAAUACCAGUUAUUUUCAUAAGUAACUAUUCUGUUAGUGCUUUAUACAAAUGAUGACUUUGCAUAGAGCCUUAGAUUUAUGAUAGGAUAAGAAAUACUUUUAAAUAUUACAGUGUUUCAGUGCUUCAUGGAGCUAUGGACGUGCAUAGCUUACAUGAAUUGAUGUGAUCCUUUUCAACCCCAUGUAAUGAAACUGGCAAAGCAGUUUGCUUGGAUGCUACACAGUGAGCUGUUGGUGACUCCAAACAGUUUGGAACAGAGGAAUGGAGAGACCAGUAGUAAGGACAAAUAACAGGGAAAGGGAACGGAAUGGUUUUGGCAUACUUCCUAUUUUUGUAUAAAUUUACAUGUGGCAGUGCCUGUCUGGCACUCUUUAUCCAAGCAAAUAUUACUUGAUAUAGGGUUAGGAAGGAAUAGAGACUGACUUCAAAGAUAUUUUUGCCUUUAGGCAGGUCCCAGCUGUUUAAGGGCAGAUGUGGGCAUCAGGUAAGACCAUGGCACAAGAUGUCCUCUGCUGUCAAGCCCCAAGUUAAGAGUUGGAGGCUUGAUCUGGCCUUCAGAGGUACAAAAACCCAGCAAGACCCCAGAGGCAAUACUGCAGCAGGGAGUACCUGCUCAGUUGGUAGAAUCGUCAGUGAGCAGGUACUCCCUGCUGGCUGCAGUCUCAGAAUCAAAAGCUGUGGGCUCUAAAUCUUAACAGCUUUGUACAUUAGGUCCUCCAAUUAAAAUUUAAUUCUCAGUAUUUCUGUAGCAGUCUCUUUGGGCAGCUUUUCCUCAACCUGCCCAGGACAGAGAUGGAUCUUAACAGGAAGAUUUAUAAAGAAAAUGUCAAGUCCUUGUGCACAAAAAUUAAUAAAUAAUUUUUUAACCAUAUUCCAGCUUUUUACAUUUUUUUCUUUAUCUGGUUAUUUAUAUGCAGUUUUUAUGUUGAGGUAUCUGAUUUUUGCAAAUACUUAGUUAGAUUUAGGUAAGCUUCCUUUUCUAAACAAUUUUUAUUAAUGUGAAGAAAUCACUUUGGUAACUUUUUUCAAUUUUCACAGUAGGUUUGAUAAAAUUAUAUAUGCUUAAACAUGGUUACUUAACUUGCCUAAUUUGGGCUCAGAUAGUGAGGCAAAAGCAGUGCAAUUUUGAAAUGUCAGAGAGGAUGUGUGCAGCUUAUGGAUUUGAUAGGUGUGAAAAUGCAGACUUAAAAGAUAUUACUUGCUUUGAAAGUCAAUGUUAUAACUUGGCAGUAGCAAUGAAUAUGCUGUAAAGAAAGGGACAGAUUUUUUUUCCCUUGGAUUACUGUGAUAGUCUAUGAAUUCUAGACUAUCUCAAGUUGGAAGAAAUCCAUAUGGAUCUUAGAGCCCAAAACCCACCGUGCUCCUCACAGGACUGCCUAAAACUAACCCACAUGACUCAGAGCAUCAUCCAGAUGCUCCUUGAACUUCCCUGUUCCAGUGACUGGGCACCCUCUUAGAGAAGAAUCUUUUCCUAAGGUCCAUCUGAACUUCCCCUGACAUGGUUCCAUAGUAAUUCACAACUGUUGCUUUUGACCUUUCUCUGUGUUUCUUAGCUAAGUAGCAAUGUUCUUCCAAACCAAUCUGAGGUUGGAAUAAGUGCAGGACUUCACAUCCUGUAUCUUAGAACAGCUGCUGCACCACAUAGGCUCGUUCUGAUCUGCAAUUAAAGGCUAAUUAGGAAUGUCCUUACAAUAUGAACUUUCAUGUGCAUUCUUAAGACGUUUUCUAUAAAGGUGUUUUACUCUUUAUAGACUAGAGCAUUAUAAAAUUACCAGUACUUUUCUGAGCUAUUUCUAAAUGAUUCUUAAAUUAAUAUUUGCAUUUUUGAAGAAGUAAUUGGAUUUUUCAGAAGUGCUGAGCAGCUGCAAAUCUAUUAUGGCUCCAAUGCUUACUCAGGGAUGUGAACAUUUUAUGGUAACUUGUGAUUUAGCUUCAUAUCUCUCUUAGUUUUGACAUUGAGUUUCAUUUGCUAUGGUGGUAUUGUUAGAAGUAAAUAAAUGAAAAAUUCUAUUAGGUUUUGUGCAAAGGAAUAAAAAUAUUCCUGCUGUUUUUUCACAACAGUGAUCUGUAAGGUUUAGAUAAUGAAAUGCAUUAUUCACAGAAUUAAUGUUUAGGCAAUGUGAUUUAGCUGAAGGUAUUUGUGCAUGCAUGUAAAGUCUGAGAAUUAUACAAGAUAGGCUAAAUUCUGCUCUGGAGACAAGACAAAACACAGAACCUUACACCUCCCUGACUCCUAGCUGAUUUUGGGGAGACAGAAUGAUUGAGGAAGAAAAUAUAUAAACCUGAGAUAUUACAUGUGUGGGGAUAUUACAUGUUUGCAAUUGUUAUAUACAUACCUUCUUUCUUCAAUACAAAAAUUAGCCUCACAGUCUUAGAUGUAUUACAGUCUUUUUUUCACUUUUUUUCAUACAAGCUGUAACAAGAAUAAGUUCAAUAAGUCAAAAGAAUGCUGUCAUAUAGAGUAUUAGGGUAAUAGGAAAGGAAGAACAGAUGUCACAGUUAAACCUAGGAGGAAGAAAAAUCUUAUUUAACUCCAGAAUAUGGUAUCUGCUUCUGAAAUAGUUGACUCCUCACAUAGAAAGCAAUGGGUUCUUUUUCAAUUUUUUACCUUUGGUGAUAUGAAACAAAUGACAAAUAUGGAAAUAUAAAAAACUACCACAAUAGAAUUUUUAAAGCUGGAAUUAUGAUUUAAGUCUUGACAAAGAGAUUCAAAGAUGAAAUUUCAAACCUAUUAACUCAUUAUAAAAAUGCAAUAGUGGGACCUUGACAUUUGUAUGUGAUGUUCCCAGCUUUUAUUUAGGCAGAUAUAUUUUUUAGCAUGUUGAGUUCCAUUUAGGUUAUAACUGAUGCCUGAUGUGUCUUGGUAUUUCUGAUGUAUAUAUCCUGAGAUCUGGUUUGCUUUAACCUCUUUGCAAAUAAGUAGUCUGUCAUAAUUGUGUGAACUCUUGCCACUUGUUUCUUAUUACAUGAAGUAUAACGGUUGAACCCAAAAUGCCAUCUCUACCUUUUUACUUUAUUCAGUUCUUUGUCAAGACUAAUAUACAGAUAAAACAUACAAAUAAGAGACUUCUAACUAUGGUGUUAAGUAGUGUUCUGCAUUCUCUAUGCCAGGCUUCAUUCUGUAUGCCAAUACCCAGCAGCCAUGUCAAGUCAAUGAGCAUUUGGUUGGAUAGGAGUGCAGAAUGGAGGUUUUGUAGUCCAGAAGAAUUUGCCAAACUUCUUUGUGUUCUAGUCUUUUGAGCAAAAAUAACACUGAAUGAAUAGAUAAUGAAAUUACAGUGACCUAUGGGACUACUUUACAAUCAGUGCAUGCCCUAAAGUGUUGCUUUGUAAUAUCUGUUUUAUACUAAAUGUUGGUGUUCAAGUGAGCCUUGUUAACUAUCUGACAGUGACAGACAAUGAUAUUUAUAAAACUGUUGCAAUAAAUGCCUUUUUAGUCUAAGAAAAUGUGUUGCAUGGCAUUUAUAAAGGGGGGAAAAAAGUUUCCAUGAGGUUAAAGAAGUCUCUAUGCUGCCUAUGUUAAUAAUUCCUUCCUGUGCCAUGGUCUUGAAUUUAUUAGCCUGACUAAUUCCAUUUAAGUCAAUGAGGCUGGUCAUUAGCGAAUUAACAGAUGUUAGAAGACUGCCUUUUUUUCUUUUUUCCACUAUGUGAAUCACAAUGAAGCUGUAAGUAAAUGUGAUCAUUUCUAUUUUAGCAAAGUAUUAACCACAUUGUCAAUUGCUGUAAGUAUGUGAAAUUUAGAGGUUCCUCUGGUGACAUCUGUGCUGUGUUCAUGUAACUAUUUGAUACAAAUAUGAUCAAGUUGCAAUAUUAUAAAUUUGGUGUUCUUUAUCUGCUGUCAUCACUGCCCUGUUCCUUGGCCAGAAUGGCUUCUGAAGCACCCAGGACAGGCUUUUGCAGAAAAGAAGAAAAUUAAACUAUCUUAGAAAUUGGCAACAGAGGGGAGGAAGUGCCAUGAUACUCAGUAAGCAAAAGCAGCUGUAGAAGUCUCUCAAACAGGGAUGCUUCAAUUUCUAAGAUCUCUCAGGUUUGAGCAGGUAUUUUAGCUCCUUACUCCUCCUUACUGUUGCACUGGGAAGAAAAGUUGGCUCAGGGCAACAAGAAAUGUAUUGCUUUUACACCGUUUGUUGUGUUUGUAGUAUUAUUGCAAUCCUGUAGCUACAGGCUGCAAAAAGGAUGGAUCUUGCGUGUGUCAGCUACUUGUGCACUGUCCAAGCCAUCAUGAUCAGUAGAGGCAUUAUAUAUAUCAAAUAGUUUUAAAUUAUAUUCUGUUUGUCUUGCAUUAUGUGACUGCUGACAGACUGGUGAGGAAUUUGUCACAAACACGAUGAAUUGCAAACAUUAUUCUGUUAUUCAGACCUCUGUAUAUCCAGCUGUUGUUCUGUGCACACAGCUAUCACGUGGGAUAACCAUGAAAGAUAGUGCUCUGGAUUUUGUCCAUCCACUGGUGCUGUUUUGCAUGCUUUUUCCAGUGAUUGAACAUUUUUGUGUCAGUGCUAUUGACUACUCUGCCUUACAGCCAUGCAUUUCAUUUCCCUUGUUAACUGAACAAGAUUCACAGUCUUCUGUGUGAAUCAUUCAAGAGUCACUCUGCUGAUAAUUUUGUACACUUUAGCUGAGAUGUUGAACAAAGUUGUUUCUGCAAUAAAGUUAGGCUGUAAUUACUGGGUGCAAUCAGACAUGGUGUUCCCAAGGAUCGGUUUUCAUUUUAUUUUCACCAAUAUUUUGUAAAUUACAUUUAAUUUGGAGCUUUCUCAUCUUAGCAGUUGAUCUGGAUAAAAGAAUAAUUUUUUCAUUAGCCCAAAAUGCAAAGGUAUAUGCAGAUGACCAAAAGAUGCAAAGUUUGUAUCUUAAAAUCAUUGACUUCAACUUUUUUUUCUUUGCCUCUGGUUCUAGUGAAACUAUAAUAAUUUGCAUUAAGUAUUUUUCAUUGAUCUGAAGAUGGUAUUACUUUGUCAUCAAACUGGGGUGCAUUUAUGAAAUGAGGUUAACCUCAACUGAAUGUUCACAAAUGUUCGGUAACAGGUUCAAACAAAUAAACUCUUUCAUGCAGGGAGAGUUAUUUUCUAUACACAGGCCAGUACUGACACCUUGUGGCUUUGUUCCUGACUUAUUUCAUAGCUUUGGCUGUAAAUAAUGAUUAACUUGCAGUUGUUGGCAUUGUCUAUCUCCUUUGCUUUGUGGCCACCUCAUUUUGGUAUCAUGUGUAAGAUAGCUUGGAACUUUGGUCUGUGUUGACUUGCACAUCGAGUGAAUAAAGAGCUAGAGGUGUCUCUGACCUCUUGAACAGGACUUGAAAGGUGUCAGUUCAGAGCACAAAAUCAUGGGUGCUAGUACAGAAACAGAAGUUACAAGUUUCUUGUUUACUAAUUAAUACCUGAUUUUUAUACUUCCCUCUACAUAGGAGAGCACCAAAGACUGUCAGUACUCAUCACAUGUGCUUUUAGGUGCAUACGUAUUUUCUCCACUGAAGUGAAAGCAUUCUUUUGCUGCCCUUUUCACCCUUGAAUUCCAAACAGGAAAAAUACAAUAAAAGAAAUCGUUGUAGAAUUUCUGGCAGUGUAGGAGCCUGUUAAGUUGCUAUUUGAAAUCUGUUGUGGAGUUAAGCUUUAGGUGCUGGGGUGUGUCUUGUGAAGAUCACACAUCCUCCCCUCAGUUGUCAAAGAUUCAGAGAUUGUUUUCUGAUGCUUAUGGGUCAUGUCCCUGUUCUUAAGUGAUCCUGUUGUGGUGAUAUAUAAAUUAGAAAUCUUUAUUUUAUUGCAUUAUUGGGUUUCCCCCCCCCCUUUCUAAUAUGUUUAGUUGUUUAUAAUGGAGGGUGAAAAAGAUAAUUGGAAAGGAAAGGUCUUAAACAGUAGGGACCAGAUCCUUGGCUUAUGUAAAACAAUAUUUAUAGCUUCACUCAAGUCAAGGAGGUGGCAUUAAUUUCUGUUCCUGCAGAACAUGGCUGACUGAGACUCUUACGAAAAAUCAAAGGAAUAAGGAUGUGCCUAACAAGAUUUGAUUUGCUGGUAUCUCUGUUUAGCUAGCAGAAGGAUUAGAACUCUCCGCUCUUCCCCUGUGUAAAUCUUAAUUGACACUUGCUAAUUGAACUUUAAUGCAAUAAAGGUAUUGUAAUAAGCAA